Molecule: messenger RNA, 1617 nt
Organism: Lasiodiplodia theobromae
Lineage: Eukaryota; Fungi; Ascomycota; Dothideomycetes; Botryosphaeriales; Botryosphaeriaceae
Exons: 5
Coding region: 1-1617 (538 amino acids)
Cellular component (GO): mitochondrion
Source: RefSeq, a predicted model, not a curated record
AUGUUCCCCAGAGUGGACCAUGUGAAUCGAUGGCUCCCCCAUGACCCGGGACGGAUAGUUUCGGCGCGCCCAUUACGCCGCGGCGGGAGAAGAGGUGACGAGCCCCUCUUCAAAUGGACGCGCAACCGGUACGUGGCCGGCGAAGCAGACUUCAUGGCACGGCAUCGAGUCGAGUUUAACGUAGAUGCCCUCGGACGCGCCGCUUCCCGAGUUUCGGAUAACUCGCCCUUUCAGAGCAUCACCAAAAUAUCAGAGGAUCACUACCACAAGUGCUACGAGCUCCUGAUGGGAAAUGGAAAACAACUGAUCGCCAAGAUACCGCUGCCGCAUGUCAGCAUCCCGCACCUGACUUGCGCGAACCAAGUAGCCACAGUGGACUUCGCUCGAUCUACUUUGAAGUUGCCUGCUCCAAAAGUGCUGGACUGGAACUCUCGCCUGGGCUCUGAGAACCCCGUCGGCGCCGAAUAUAUCCUCAUGCAGAAGCUUCCUGGCGUCCCCUUUGACACCGUCAAUGACAGCGAGGAGUUCGGCAGACACCACGUGCUUGCGCUUGCAAAACAGAUUUUCGAGCUUGAGAAGUCUCUUCUGGGAAUGACUUUCCGUAACAUCGGCUCAAUAUACUACAAAGGCGAUGUCACCUCCCCCAAAGAUUUUGUCUAUUCCACACCAGAAGGAGAGGAAAUCAAUGAUUCAAGGUGUACAUUGGAAUGCGACCGUGGCCCUUGGACCAGCGCUGUCGAGUACCUCAAGGCUAUCGUCAAGCGAGAGCUGCAAGCAGUGGAUACCGCGCCGCAGCUUCCGCUGUCUUUCGAAUCGAUCCUCGGCUCGCGCACCUACAGGCCUACGGCUGCGAAGAAGCACCUCGCCGGCAAAAUGUGUCUGCAGCUGAUUGAGCAUAUCAUUCCAACUCCUCCUUCCCCGAUCUCGCAGUACCGUCUGUGGCACAACCUUCUUUCCGACGACAGGAUUCUGGUCGACGUCAACGACCCUGGCAAAAUCACCGGCAUCACCGGAUGGCACAAUGCGCCGAUCGCUCCUCUCUUCAAGCAGAAAAUAUGGCCUGGAUUUUGGGGCUGGGAUCGCAAAGCUGGUGCCGAAUAUGGAUACGAGGAAAGCUCGAUCAUGAGAGGCGAAGACGACGAGCCCUUUUGCGAGAAGGACAUAUGGCACGAGCUGGCCAGAGAGAUAUUGCACCUGCACCAAAAACCUGAUAUCCUUCAUGCAGACAGAUAUGGGUCCACCACCGCUGGUGCCUACAUGGAAGAGGCGGAGAAUCUUUUCGAGAAGGACGAAGUGAUCAUGGCGUACGAAGUUAUCGGCUUGCAGAAGCUGUGGAAGAGAGGAUUCCGGCACGUGCAGAAGAAGAGCAGGGGUGCUCCCUUUCCGGUUAAGCUUACACACAGACACGUUAGAAGGCUGCGCAGAGACAAGGAAAUAUGGGGGCAUGGAUAUGCCCUUGAAAAUCGCGUGAAGUGGCGUGUGGGCUCGCUGUGGCCCAUGGACGGCGCAAUCGACCAUGAAAGUUACGGAGAGACGAAGGACAAGCUGGCCGAGUGCAAGAAGCACUUUGUGGACAGCGGCGAGAUCUAUGAGAAAGAUUGGCCAUAUGACAGCUAA